ACCAAACUGUAUUUUUCACGGAGCCCAAAUGUCCAAAUGUCCAGAUAGAGCUGUCUGAAUAGACUCUGUGCUGUUCCCUUUAUCUGAACAUGUUUAACAUCUGAAUUAUCUCCCGGUGUCCUACGAAGCUAAUGCAGUUAGCUUAGCUUGCUAGCUGGAAACAGUCUGGAGGAAAAGCUGCUGUGAAUUAGUAAAAAUGUCUAAAGUGGAGAACGAGGAGGAACUUUGUGGACAACGCAAACUACUGGACGCUGUUUUCAAGCCUGGAGCAGACGUCCAGCUGCUGUUGGUGAGUAAAGAAGUUCCCCCUGAGCAGCACGAGUGGAGCCCCAGUCUGGACCAGGAGGACCCACCUGAGCCACCACAUAUUAAAGAAGAGAGGAGCCCCAGUCUGGAUCAGGAGGACCCACCUGAGCCACCACACAUUAAAGAGGAGAGGAGCCCCAGUCUAGACCAGAAGGAUCCACCAGAAACACCACUCAUUAAAGAGGAGAGGAGCCCAAGUCUGGACCAGGAGGACCCACCAGAUCCCCCACGCAUUAAAGAGGAGUGGAGCCCCAGUCUGGACCAGGAGGACCCACCAGAACCCCCACCCAUUAAAGAGGAACAGGAGGAACUCUGGACCAGUCAGGAGGGAGAGCAGCUUCUAAGGCUGGAGGAGGCUGAUAUCAUCAAGUUCACAUUCACUCCUGUCCCUGUGAAGAGUGAAGAAGAUGAAGAAGAGAAACCUCAGUCCUCUCAGCUUCUUCAAGGAUUAACUAAACAGAUGAAAACAGAAGCUGUUGGCGAGGACUGUGGAGGACCAGAUCCAGAUAUACAUUUACGAGAUACUGAUGACAAGACAUCACACCCCUCUGAACCUGAGACUGAUGACAGCUGUGAUUGGGAGGAGACCAGGGAACCUCAGUCAGGUUCAAACCUUCUGCAAAACAAUGAAGUACCUGUAAAUGAUGUGAAAUGUAAUACUGGAAAAACAUCAAGGAGCUCCUCUGAAUGUGCUACAAGCCUUGGGGACAUAGAACAUCUGCAAGAAAAAUAUGGACUCCAAACAGGAGAGAAACCUUUUAGUUGCUCAAUUUGUGGUAAAGGAUACCAGGGGAAGAAGUCCUUAAGGAAUCAUACGAGACUUCAUUCAGAAGGAAAACGUUUCAGCUGCUCAGUUUGUAAGAAAACUUUUCAAUGGAGAGGAGAUGUUGUGAACCAUAUGAGAGUCCAUACAGGGGAAAAACCUUUCAGUUGUUCUUUCUGUGGUAAAGCAUUCACACACAGCACAAUUUUGACCAAACACUUAAGAAUUCAUACAGGAGAAAAACCUUUCAUAUGCUCAGUUUGUAAAGCAAGUUUCGGUCGCAGAUGUGAUUUGGUCCAACACAUGAGAAUGCAUACUGGCGAGAAACCGUUCAGUUGUUCAGUGUGUGGUACAAAAUUUGCACGAAAGGAACUUCUCAGAGAACACAUUAGAAUCCACACAGGGGAAAAACCAUUUGGUUGUUCUGUUUGUGGCAAAAGAUUCACACAAAGGUCAUGUCUGACCACACAUAUAAGAGUUCAUACAGGAGAAAAACCUUUCACAUGCUCAGUUUGUAAAACAAGUUUCAGUCGCAGAAACAAUUUGUCCAAUCACAUGAGAAUCCAUACAGGGGAAAAACCAUUUAGUUGUUCUGUGUGUCGUAAAACAUUUGGAGAAAAGGGACAUCUGAGGCAACACAUGAGAAUCCACACCAGGGAGAAACCAUUUAGUUGCAGCGUUUGUGAUAAAAGAUUCACUCAGCUUGCUCAUCUCAAAAAGCACAAGUGUGCUGGUGAGAGCAGUGGAAGUAAAUGAAGCUGCAGAGAUGAUUGUAGAGUCAAUUCCUUCCAGCAGGGUUUGAAGUACUGAGGGCAAGACUCGCACUGAUUAGUUCCAAACUGUGACAUAUGGGAUUAGUUUCCUAUAUUUAUUGAAGAGCUUGCUAUUUCAAUGGGCGCAUCACUUAUUGAUAUCGCAUUCGGAUUUUGUAAUGCUUUCCCUGAAAACCCUGCUCUUGCAUUCAAUACAAUUAAAAAAUGUACGAUACCAGUACCAAGGCCAGUACACUUAGAAAGAUACUGAUACUAAUAGAGUACUUCCUUCAAUACCUUAGGUAAAAUGCCACCGGAUGAAGCCAUAAUACUUAAUGGUAUUAUUAUUUUUAAAGUCUUAAAUUUGAUAAUCUAAAAAUAAGGCCUUAAAAGUAUUAAAUUUCAUUUACAAAGUGUUAAAUUUUGUUUGCAGAGGUCUGAAUUUUUUUUCUUGUCCUUUCGUAGGAUUACAUAAAUGCCGAAACAUCACAAGUAAUUAUUUCAUAUAUUGUGUGUGUGACUUUACAAUUUACUCUGUUUGGUGUAACUUAUUAUACGGCAGUACAGGUAACAUUAUUGUUUACAUCAGUGUUCAGCUUUACGCACUGUGUUUGCGCCGCACGAGCUCUGGCAUCCAAGCUCUGGCGCUAAUCGUCAGUUCGUCAGGAAAGAAAACAAAACGUCGCUGACGUGCUACUAACAAGCUAACGCUAGCUCGUAGACUCAGACCAGAGAUACGGACAAUUUGGCGGAGGUUAGCACAACAAGCGGGUUGGUGUGCAAGUAAGUUACACUAUGGCGAGCGCUGAAAAAACAGCUGAGCUGAAAGACACUCUGCAGGUUCCUGCAUGUGCUGAACGAGUAAAAAACUAACCGGAGCCCAACUCCUUGUCCCCGCUGCUUUAUAAAACUAUAUUUCAAGCAGCCUUUAGAUGCAAAAACAGAUCAGGAUGAAUUAUAACUAAAGCAAUUGGCAUUUACGUUGUCCUGUUAGAUUACAUAAGAAAGUGAGUAUUAUUAUUAAUGUUAUAAAAUUCAGGUAACUUCGUAUAUAAUAAUUUUUUUUUAAAGAGUCUCCAUUAUACGGCAGUGACAUUGGCAUUAAAUUUCAUCCUAGGUGGAAUUAAAAAGGUCUUAAAUUUUACUUCUGGUGGUGCCCUGUGUUAUGGACAAGCAAGGUGAUCUAUUUUAUUUUUUCUUGUUUGAAAUAACUGUUAUAUAAGAAUAAUAGAAUAUUGUAUCACAUCACUCCUCAUCCUAAUUAGGUCAUCCUCACGGGUAGUUUCAUCAGAGGAUAGACGACGGCUUGGGAGUUUUUUGUAUUUAAAUGAGAGAGGAGGAGUGAAAUAGUUGAGUGAAGACUGUGAAGCUGUGGAAAACAACUUUGUUUGAUGUGUUUGUGAAAAGUAAACAACUGAGAAUAAUUUUGGUAACUUUGGAACAAUAAAUCUUGAAGAACUGAA
This is a messenger RNA of Micropterus dolomieu (smallmouth bass), 3284 nucleotides long. Its product is annotated as zinc finger protein OZF-like. Bases 197 to 1825 code for a protein of 542 amino acids. NCBI's taxonomy places the organism in Eukaryota, Metazoa, Chordata, Actinopteri, Centrarchiformes, Centrarchidae. The transcript has 2 exons. The record is from RefSeq and is a predicted model, not a curated record.